AUGACGUACCGGUACGUCAUGGGUCAGGUGUCUUACAACACUGUGCCACCCUGCCCCACUGUCACUUUAAGAGAAGUGGCUGCUGGGGCUGGUCACAUGCCACACACAGUCCAGUCUGAUAUGCCCCACUUCCAGCUUGGGGUUGUGUUUCUGCUUAGAAUCCUGUUCAAGGCUUAUCCCUUACUAGUGCUAUCUGUGACCCCAGUGCGCAACAGUUCCCACUCACCUUUGUCCGGUCUUCUUCCUUCCUUCUACUUCCGUGAAGAGCGCUUGGCACAAGACCUUCCAACUGUGAGUGGUGUCCCAUGUCCCAGAGAUAGCAGGAAGAAAAGAGAAAAUAAGGAGACCAGACAGAGACAAUCGGGUGCUGUGGGGGACCAGCUAGUUCCAAGAAUCAUUACAUCUGGAUUUAAUGUUUCAGCCUCUAGCUGCCUGGGAUAUAUUGGGGAUGGAGUAAAACCUUCCUUGUACCUUCAGCACACGUCCAAAAGAAAAAGAAGGGUCCUUUUUUCACAGGCCCAAGUGUAUGAGCUCGAGAAAAGAUUUGAGCAACAGAAAUAUCUUACUGCACCAGAGAGGGAGCAGCUGGCCAAACAUAUCCACCUCACCCCUAACCAGGUCAAGAUCUGGUUCCAGAAUCAUCGCUACAAAAUGAAGAGGCAAGCCAAAAACCGGGAUCAUCUAGGCGAGGAGGAAGCCAAGCCCUACAGCGUGGAGUCUGAUGAUGCCAAGGUGGCAUGUAGUAGUCCAUGUACCUCCAUCGAGGACUAUAGCGACAUGAAGAUAGACUAUAAGUGUUCAAUCCAAGACCAACAUCUCAAUGGCCAAAGUCUGUUCUUGGGUCAGGACUUCCUCAGCUCUACCUCAGACCUUAAUGAGUUUGAUAAGUCGUCUCGAAAUAUGGUCUUUAAACCUUGGUGACUGAGAGAAUAUCCUUAUCCUUCCUAUGUUAAAAAUGGUGGACAUAAGUAUAGCUGCCACUCCUACCCUUAAUCCAUUGAUUUUAAAAAUAUAGUGAUAUGAUGCAUAGAUGUUGGGUGAAGAUGAGAUAUUUUUUACAUAAAGCAG
Molecule: messenger RNA, 1068 nt
Organism: Hyla sarda
Lineage: Eukaryota; Metazoa; Chordata; Amphibia; Anura; Hylidae
Product: homeobox protein ceh-30-like
Exons: 4
Coding region: 1-921 (306 amino acids)
Biological process (GO): cell differentiation; regulation of transcription by RNA polymerase II
Cellular component (GO): nucleus
Molecular function (GO): DNA-binding transcription factor activity, RNA polymerase II-specific; RNA polymerase II cis-regulatory region sequence-specific DNA binding
Source: RefSeq, a predicted model, not a curated record